Rotaria sp. Silwood1 is the source of this 1050-nucleotide messenger RNA. Lineage: Eukaryota; Metazoa; Rotifera; Eurotatoria; Philodinida; Philodinidae. The record is from the annotation of a GenBank genome assembly.
AUGGGCAAUGAUAACAGUAGUGCAAUUACAAUUGAUGUUGACCGAAAUAAUUUGUUUUAUUAUUCUGGUGAAACUGUAUCUGGAAUAGUUAGAUUAAAUAUUACAGAAGAAACGUUAGAAACACGUGAAAUAUACAUAAGUUUGAUCGGUGAAAUUGGUUAUACAACAACUCGAUCUGCUUUAAAUGGUAAAGGUGGAUCUUUACCACGAAAUGAAUAUUAUAAGAUUCAAUUUUAUUAUAAAAAAGUUAGUUUAUCUGGAUCUAGUAUAACACAACAAGAAUUUAUUUAUGAUCGUGGACGUUAUGCAUGGUUAUUUCAAAUUCCAUUAAUUGAUAAUCUUCCACCAACUAUCAAUCAACCUGAUAUAUUUCCACGUGUUCGAUAUUUUUUACAAGUUGUUAUUGAUAAAUCAUGGUAUACAUCAAAUAUAAAAUAUAAAAAAUAUUUAACAGUAUAUCCACGUGUUAAUUUAUUAGAAAAUCCUCAAUGUUUAUCACCAUCUAUAUUCGAAUUCGAAAAUAGAACAGAUAUUAAAUUAAAGGCAACUUUUAAUAAAUUAGGAUAUGUUUCUGGUGAAAAUAUUCAAUUUACAUUAGAAAUUCAAAAUCCACGAAAAGUUUUAAUUUUACAUAGUAAUCUUUCAAUAUUAAAAUGUUAUCAAAUUGAAAAAAAAAUCGAUGAAUGUAUUGUAUAUAAAACUAUAUUACCAAAAAUUGUAAAUUUAACAAAUGAACAUAUAAUGGAAAGAUUUUCGAUAAAAAUUCCUUCUAUACAAUUUCCUCCUUCAUAUAAAUUUCAAGGAGAAAACCCAAACAUUUUCGUUCAUAUUUAUUAUAUGCUUAAACUUACAGUUAAAGUUGGAGGAAUAUUUACUAAUUUUCAUAUUAAUGUUCCAAUUACACUAGGAACUGAACCAAAUUCUGAUUUAAGUCAACAACAAUCAUUUAAUCCUUUAAGUAUAUCCUAUUCAUCAAAUCGUGAACAAUCAAUAUUUAAUGAUGAUGAUUCACCACCUGACUAUGAUUCUGUUAUGCAAAGUUUACAAUAA